UCGAACUCGAACAGUCUAGGGCAUUGGACUCUGACGGCCGGGAAGCCGCUCGGAUCCCCUCCAGAAUCCCAUCGCCAAACCCCUCAAUCGUCUCAAUUCGGGCCGCGGAACCCUAGAUUUCCGCCGGAGAUCCGUCCAUCAGGCCAGCCACUGAUCCCCUCUUCGAUCAGCGAGUACCCAAUCCGCCCCUUUUUGGACGGGAGGCGCUGCUAGAUCCUCUGCUCCCGAUCCACAAAUUCCAGCGGAGCAUUCCUGAUCUUCGUCAACCUCGGGCCACAGUCUCGGUGAAGAAGCUAGGUCCGGCAGGCACCAUGGGGAGGCCUCUGAUCUACGAGAUACUGGAGAAGCCGGCGAGCAGCGGCGUGAUAGCCCUCUGCUCCCUCAUCUGGUUCCUCAUCCAGAAGAGGGGCAUCGGGUACGCGGACGUGGGGCUGAGCUACGAGGCGGCCGUGGAGGGCGGGCAGCACUGGCGGCUCAUCACCGCCGCCUUCUCGCACGUCAGCGUGGUGCAUCUGGUGUUCAACAUGAGCGCGCUGUGGAGCCUCGGCGCCGUGGAGCAGGCAGCCGGGCUCGGCGUCCAGUACUACCUGCACUACACCCUUGUCCUCGUGGUGCUGUCCGGGCUGCUGGUUCUCGGGAUCUACCACGUGAUGAUCCGGAGGUUCAAGGUGGACUACUUCCGGAGGGUGACCGCCGUGGGCUACUCGUGCGUCGUGUUCGGGUGGAUGACCAUCCUCGCCGCAAAGCAGCCGUCGUCCAAGCUCAACCUCUUCGGGGUCCUCUCGCUGCCCAUCAGCUUCGCGCCCUUCGAGUCGCUCAUAUUCACAUCAAUCAUGGUUCCCCAGGCCAGCUUCAUCGGCCACCUGUCAGGGAUUAUUGUUGGUUACUCAAUUGCCUGGGGUUUGAUUCAUGGGAUGAAUAACUACUGGGCGGUCACAAUGCUCGGGUGGAUCGUGCUUGUCUUCGUCUUGAGCUUGAAGCGCACGGGGUCUUUGGAAAUGAGAUUUAUCGAGAUUGAGCCAGUUACGGACCCCUCGCUGCCGUCUGUCGGUGUGGUCGCCUCCAGAAAUGGUAGGGCUCUGCAAAUGGAUAUGCUGCCCGGAAGAGGGGUUGCGGAUUUUAUUCAAGUUAUAAACCAAGAUAUUGCUUUUCAUAUGGAUGAUAUAGCUUGGAUGAAGAACUGCCUGGAUGAAGAACUGAUACGCUCCUUCUGCCAGACAAUGCAGAGUCACAGGCAUACAUCAGACUUGUUCUGCCAGACAAUGCAGAGUCACCUUGCCCCUUUUGCAUCAAUGUGUUUGGACGAUUCUGAUGCUAUUCUGGUAUACCAAUCAAUUAAUCAAGGAAGUUCCAAGUAUAGAUAUGUACUCCCUCUGUAAAGGAAUAUAAGAGCUAAACACUCUUAUAUUUCUUCACGAGGGAGUAUUUACUUAUAGUGCAUGAAAGAAACGCUAAUAUAUGCUUCUUCUGGAUGCAUGCUUUCCUUUCACUACCUGAGAAGCUAAAUUCUAGCAGGCGUUUGUGUAUGCUGAUUACAGGAGCAACAUAGAAUUUUGUAUUCAAAUUGAGUGAGAACUCCUCAGUAACAACAGUUGCUUGUGUUAUGCAAUAAAUAUGGAACCUCUUUAUUAUAUCAGCAAAGGUAAUGUUCUGAGUUUACAAAAGGAAGUACAUCACCGACCAUGUACAUUACACGCACAACAUCACAUUUCAGGUCCAAGGCCAAGUUUUUGAAUUUUGAGGAUAAGUGGAAUUGCCUGUCCUGCUGUCACAUAGGAUGAUCUUCGCGGUCAAUUCAAUCAGUUUCCCUCACACGAGACAAGAAACACUUCAAUUAUCAUUUAUUUGCAGCAACUAUAACACAAUGUCCGUGUCAAAUCCCAGUUUCUCCUUUGGAAUGAUU
This is a messenger RNA of Triticum aestivum (bread wheat), 1903 nucleotides long. Its product is annotated as RHOMBOID-like protein 13. NCBI's taxonomy places the organism in Eukaryota, Viridiplantae, Streptophyta, Magnoliopsida, Poales, Poaceae. Gene Ontology annotation, cellular component: membrane. The coding region runs from base 312 to 1379 and encodes 355 amino acids. The transcript has 3 exons. The record is from RefSeq and is a predicted model, not a curated record. Gene Ontology annotation, molecular function: serine-type endopeptidase activity.